UUCGCGGUCCAUUUACCAACCCCAGUUACGGUCAACGUACCAUCCCCAGCUAAAUUUAAACCGGUCAGUAUUAUAUAAGUUAAGAUUUUGGUCGACUAUCCAUUAUCAAAGGAGUAUUGGAAGACUUGUAUAAUGAGGAUUGGAACUUUACUAAAAACCCUUGUCUGUGUCGGCAUUGCAACUGCCUAUCCGAAUUUCAAAGACAUCAUUCCGAAUGGGAACGGAGUACCACAUCCAUGUAAAGCGAACUACGUGUGGCAUGGUGUAGGCCACAACAAUCCACUUGGAGGUGGAAGUAGAAACCAGUUUGGUUUAGAUUUUAAAGCAGCAGGAACGUCAUGGACACCUGAAUUGUGUAGAAAAGAUUCCGACGGAGACGGACGAACAAAUGGCGAAGAACUUGGAGAUCCUGAAUGUGUCUGGAAGCAAGGGGACUUUCCAUCACGUUUAACAGAUAUUACACACCCAGGAGUUUGUACAUUAUCAGAUGGGUCUGUAUGCGAUGCUGACAAGGGAUGGGUAGAUUGUCAAGUGGAAGAUGGACUGAAAAACUGCGAUGUUAUAAAAGAACCAGAUACAUUAAAUACAACCAUUCGCUUUCCUGAGACAGCAGUGCCAGCUGAAGAAACAACGUAUUCCUGUAUGAUCUUCAAUCUUCCUUCUGACCAAGAUUAUCAUCUGAUGGCAUAUGAACCUUACAUAGAUAAUGAGAAUGUCAUGCAUCAUAUAUUAAUUUACGGAUGUGAUCCGAAUGAGGACCCAGUGCCAGACGAACAACUCAACAAAGUCACCAAGUGUGGCAUGGGAGCAGGUGGUAGCUGUAAUAAAAUGAUUGGACUAUGGGCGGUUGGAUUUACAGGAUAUUGCAUAGAUGGACCAAUGGGAUUCCGGUUUGGCAAAAGUGGAUUCAAACAGGCCGCAAUUGAGUUUCACUGGAAUAAUCCACAGCAAGUAGCGGAUUGGAAAGAUUCCUCGGGAGUAACUCUUUAUUAUACCCCAAAACUUCGAACAAAUGAUGCUGCCAUUAUGCAGAUUGGUCAGUCACAUAUUGAAAUUCCACCUGGACAGCAGAGUUAUACAGUAGUUGGGAAAUGCCAUUCGGAAUGUACAAGAAAAUUAAUACAGGCACCAAUAAGCAUAUUCUGGGCUACAAACCAUAUGCAUUAUUUAGGACAUGAAAUGAAUAUUCAGGUAUACAGAGAUGGUGUGUUUUAUACAGAACUUACUAAUGAUGCAAUCUAUAACUAUGACAGUCCUGUAGAAAACAAGUACUCAACUGCAGUUCAAGUGCUACCAGGAGACGAAAUUGUAACAACAUGCAAAUUCAAAUCACUUUCGAGGCCAAAAACAACGUUUUAUGGUGAUGCUACAAGUGACGAGAUGUGUUUCGGAUUCCUGGCUUUUUACCCUGCUGCAAACAUGCCAUUCUCUACGUGUACAGCAUGGAAAGAUAUCUCAAUGUGCAAUUUGUGGAUUACACAAGAACAUGAAGAUUGCAAAUGGGCUGAUUUUAUAUAUGUCAAUGCCAAUGAAACAAAGCGCGUUAAGGAUGAAGUACUGGCAAAUUGUAAACCGUUCGGAAAUUGUCUAUCUGAAUGCAAAGCGACACUUGAGAUCCUUUUUGCAGAGCAUCCAUGCAUGAAAGGUGACGUAUACGAAUUGAUCAGACGAAUGUCUCUUCAGUGGGACAAUAAAGAAAUGCAGGCAUUCAUUGUAGCAGUUGAUUCAUGUAAAGCUGAAAUGGCUGCCGAUGCAUACCUUCAAAAUCUUACAAAUGACAAUAUUAAUGGAUCUGCCCGCUUGGGUGGGAUCAGUUCACUGCUGCUGUUAACUCUGAUUAUGUUUAUUAUGAACACAUAAAUAUUCUUUACCCUUUGUAUUCUUUAAUCAAAAGUUCAAUAAGAGUUAAAA
Molecule: messenger RNA, 1911 nt
Organism: Mytilus trossulus (common blue mussel)
Lineage: Eukaryota; Metazoa; Mollusca; Bivalvia; Mytilida; Mytilidae
Product: tyramine beta-hydroxylase-like
Exons: 9
Coding region: 133-1860 (575 amino acids)
Molecular function (GO): copper ion binding; dopamine beta-monooxygenase activity
Source: RefSeq, a predicted model, not a curated record